Molecule: messenger RNA, 2245 nt
Organism: Drosophila bipectinata
Lineage: Eukaryota; Metazoa; Arthropoda; Insecta; Diptera; Drosophilidae
Product: dnaJ homolog subfamily C member 2
Biological process (GO): 'de novo' cotranslational protein folding; regulation of translational fidelity
Cellular component (GO): cytosol
Molecular function (GO): ribosome binding; Hsp70 protein binding
Source: RefSeq, a predicted model, not a curated record
UUUUUCAACUCUGGACAACGGCGCGCGGUGCGCAACACUGGUCAAAACUCAUGCGGGAAUUUGUUAACACAUUUUUGCUCACCAAAUUCAAGUGAAGCGUGGGUGCAUGUAAUAACCACAACGACAACAACAUAAUAGGACGCGAGUGCAAACAGGACGAGAUGACUAACAGCAGUGAAGUGACAACGACAGCGGCGACGGCGCUGGUGGCGGUGGAAGUCCCGCUCAAGGUCGCCCGCCGACGAGUGGAGCGCGUUGGCUUCGUCUACUAUUCUUCGCGCCGCCAACUGCAUGCCCCCGGAGGCGUGGAGCGCAGCGAAAGCGAUGAGAAGCUGGAGGGAGUCGGCGAGGAGGUUGACAUUAGCUACCUCAAGUCGCUGGACCCCAAGGAGUGGAAAGACCAGGAUCAUUACAGCAUUCUUGGCCUGGGAAAACUGAGAUUCGAGGCCACCGACGAUGAUAUACGACGCUCCUACAGACGAAUGGUCCUGCUACACCAUCCGGACAAGCGGAAAGCCAAGGGCGAGGAAGUGAUACAGGAUGACGACUAUUUCACAUGCAUAACCAAAGCCUACGAGAUACUAGGUACCCCGAAAGCACGACGAAGCUUUGAUUCCGUAGACCCCGAAUUCGAUGACUCGCUGCCCACGCAAAGCGACAUAGAUAGCAAUUAUUUUGGCGUAUUCAAUAAAUAUUUUACACUUAACGGACGCUGGAGCGAAAAGGCCCAUGUACCGGCAUUUGGCGAGGUAGACGCCAAACGCGACGAGGUAGAGCGGUUUUACAACUUCUGGUAUGACUUCAAAUCGUGGCGAGAGUUCAGCUACCUGGACGAGGAGGACAAGGAGAAGGGACAGGACCGCGACGAGAGACGAUGGAUCGAGAAGGAAAACAAGGCGGCGCGAAUAAAGCGAAAGAAGGAGGAGAUGACGAGGAUACGGUCGCUUGUUGAUCUUGCCUACAACAACGACAAGCGUAUCCAGCGGUUUAAGCAGGAGGAGAAGGACCGCAAGGCAGCUGCUAAACGGGCCAAAAUGGACGCCGCUCAGGCCCAAAAGGCAGAGCAGGAACGUGCCGUUCGAGAGGCAGCAUUGGCCAAGGAGAAAGCCGAGAAGGCAGAACAGAAACGUAUUGAACAGAUUCGGAUCGAACGCGAGCAACAAAAGAAGCUGCUGAAGAAGGAGCGCAAGAUUCUACGCGACAAGGUCAAGGACUGCAAGUAUUACGCCAAGAACGACAAGGAUCAGCUGAAGCAUAUGGAGGGCACUGAAAAGAUCUGCGAGACUUUCAACCUUGCAGAGAUGCAGGCCUUGAACAAAGCCAUGGAAUCGAAAGGCCGGGAAUCGUUUGUGGCGGCUUUGCACACAGCCGAGCAGAAGAUUGCCGCCGAGCUCGAGGAGAUUAAUCAGUCGCAGCUGAAGCAGAAGACCACUGCACCAGCAACGCCAAAGGGAGUCAAGGAAGUCAAGAAGACCGAACUCUGGAGCAAUGAGAAUGUACAACUGCUGAUCAAGGCGGUGAAUCUGUUUCCGGCCGGCACUGCCCAGAGGUGGGAUGUGAUAGCCACCUUUAUCAACCAACACAGUCCGGCAAAUGCUUCCAACGGAGCGCUAGUCACCGCAAGAGAUGUCCUGAACAAAGCCAAGGCUCUGCAAAACACUGAUCACUCGAAGAGCUCGCUGAAGACUCAGGCCAACGAUGCCGCCUUUGCCAGUUUCGAGAAAUCCAAGAAGGAGGUGCAGACCUCCAACGACAUUACACUGGGCGAGGAGACGCCCGCCCAGGCGAGCAAGGAGAAUGUUAAACAGAACGGAGUAGACCACAAGGUGAACAAUCAGCAACAGAAGCAACAGACCAAGCAAAACGGUACAGUGGGAGCUGCCCCUACAGAUGCCCCCGCGGCAGCACCAGCUACAAACGGAACCGGAGGAGCUGCCUCCAAGACCUGGACCAAGGAGGAGCAAGCACUCUUGGAGCAGGCCAUCAAAACCUAUCCCAACACCACUCCCGAUCGGUGGGACAGGAUCGCCUCCUGUAUACCGAACCGCAGUAAAAAGGAUUGCAUGAGAAGGGUAAAGGAACUGGUCGAGCUGGUCAACUCCAAGAAGGAGGCUCAGGCGGCGGUCAAAUGAGUGGGGGCCCAUAUAUCGCUCCCCACUCUGUCCUCCUCUUUUAGCUGCUGUGUCCCAUAUAAAUUUUAUUUAAAUAAAACAUAAAAAGUUUUUGAACGUUUAGCGAAAAGUUA